Molecule: messenger RNA, 1907 nt
Organism: Fukomys damarensis (Damara mole-rat)
Lineage: Eukaryota; Metazoa; Chordata; Mammalia; Rodentia; Bathyergidae
Gene: Ccr8
Product: C-C motif chemokine receptor 8
Exons: 2
Coding region: 751-1818 (355 amino acids)
Biological process (GO): immune response; chemotaxis; G protein-coupled receptor signaling pathway
Cellular component (GO): membrane
Molecular function (GO): C-C chemokine receptor activity
Source: RefSeq, a predicted model, not a curated record
AGAUGACCGCACUCACUAAGGGACAGGUACUCACAGCUGAGCAGAGGCAAUGGAGAUUGCAACUUGCAAGAAGGGUUCUGCUGGGUAUCGAGGGUGGCAGCGAUUCCUCUGAAAGACCCAGAAGUGGAAAGGCCAGAGGUUUUGGUAGUACAGGGAUGUAGGAGGCCGUGAGGUCCACAAGCAGGCUCUUCUGUGCCCUGGGAGAGUCCACAGGGCCUGUUCACGUUUUAGGUUAGGAAGUCAGACAGGCAGCCAAGACCUGGGCCUGUGCUCUCUGUGUUUACCACCGGAGGCCCAGAUGAGAGAAACGCUGGCAGCCGCCAUCUUGGGAGGCCCUUGAAGCUAGCUUUUCACAGAGCGGGGCCUUCCUGAGGCAGGCAUUGGAGAUCCCGCACGGUGGGAGACCAGGCCACAAAAAAAUACCCGCUCUGGUGACAACUGGGCUGGAGGAACAGUCAGAAUGACCUUCCGAAAUCGGCACACAGGGCCUCCAAGGACCUGCGAGAACCUCCGCUUUCUUGAUUCGCACCAGCCUUCCCCCACCAGCCUCGACUCCCACAGGGUCGUUUGUUAGGAACAGUAGGCCCUGCUGGGUUCCAAGAAUGACUUCAUCUGGAGUUCCCCUUUGAGAGAGUGUGGAGUCCUAUGCAGCACAACCUUUCGUCACGAACCGCAUGUACAACAAAGGUUCACUUAGAUGGUAUCUCCUGCUGAUGUGGCAGCCAGCUCCCUUUGUGUCCCUGUGCCUUGAUGGAUUAUACCCUCAAGCCCAAUGCAACACUGAUGACCGAUUACUACUAUCCUGACCUCUUCCCAAGCCCCUGCAAUGGGGGACUCGGCGUUAGGGACAGCAAGUUGCUCCUUGUCGUUAUUUAUUGCUUCCUGUUCAUCUUUGGCCUUUUGGGAAACAGCCUGGUCAUCUUGAUCCUCGUGGUCUGCAAGAAGCUGAGGAGCAUCACAGACAUAUACCUGUUGAACCUGGCCUUGUCUGACCUGCUUUUUGUCUUCUCUUUGCCGUUUCAAGCCUACUACCAGAUGGACCAGUGGGUGUUUGGGACUGUGAUGUGCAGAGUUGUCUCUGGCCUUUACUAUAUUGGCUUCUUCAGCAGCAUGUUCUUCAUUGCCCUCAUGAGCCUGGACAGGUACCUAGCUAUUGUACACGCUGUGUAUGCCAUGAAAGUGAGGAUGGCCAGGGUGGGCAUAGGCCUGAGCCUGGCAGCAUGGCUGGCCAGUCUUGUGGCCACCAGCCCAAUGUUAGUCUUUUACCAAGUGUCCUCUGAAGAUGGCAUUCUAAAGUGUUACUCGUUUUACAAUCAGCAGGCUCUGGAGUGGAAGAUAUUCAUUCACUUUGAAAUCAACAUUGUAGGCCUGCUGAUCCCAUUCACCAUCUUUCUGUUCUGCUACAUCAGCGUCCUGCGCCAGCUGAGGAGUUGCCAGAACCACAGGAAGACCAGAGCCAUCGUGUUGGUGCUCACUGUGGUAGUAGCAUCUUUGGUCUUCUGGAUCCCAUUCAACUUGGUCCUGUUCCUCAGAUCCCUGCACAGUCUGCACAUCUUGGAUGGGUGCAGCGUGAGCCAGUGGCUGACCUAUGCCACCCAUGUCACAGAGACCAUUUCCUUCACCCACUGCUGCAUGAACCCUGUUAUCUACGCUUUUGUGGGUGAGAAGUUCAAGAAACACCUCUCAGAGGUAUUUCUGAAGUGUUAUAGCCACUUCUUCCUCUACAGAAGGAGACAGAUUCCCAAGGAGGGCUGGGAGAAGUCCUCCUCCUCCCACCGGCGCUCGUCCCACUCCUGCAGCGUAGACUACAUCUUGUGAGGAAGGGUUUUCUCCCUGCUUCUUGAAGGACAAACGUGACUCGGUUGGACUCCGUGGCUACAAGAAGGGCGACUCUUAGGACUUUGGUU